AUGGCCAACAAUAGCGCCAGAAAUAUAUUUGCUGAUUAUGAAUAUAGUCAAACACACACAUACAUCUAUCUAUCUAUCUAUCUAUCUAUCUAUCUAUCUAUCUAUCUAUCUAUCUACUUGCAUUGGUCAGUUCAUAUACAAGUAGCACAUAGUGUUGAUAUCUAUCUAUCUAUCUAUCUAUCUAUCUACUUGCAUUGGUCUGUUCAUAUACAAGUAACACAUAGUGUUGAUAUCUAUCUAUCUAUCUAUCUAUCUAUCUUUAUUGUCUGUAUCUAUAUCUAUCUAUCUAUCUAUCUAUCUAUCUACUUGCAUUGGUCUGUUCAUAUACAAGUAACACAUAGUGUUGAUAUCUAUCUAUCUAUCUAUCUAUUUACCUCUCUCUAUCUCUGUAAAUAUUUAUUUCAGUCUGUUCAUAUCUAUCUAUCUAUCUAUCUAUCUAUUACCAUUCAUUCUCUCUUACUUUCUCUGUCAAUACUUAUUUCAAUAUAUCUAUCUAUCUAUCUAUCUAUCUAUCUAUCACUAUUCACCUCUCUAUCUCCGUCAAUACUUAUUUCAGUCUGUUCAUAUCUAUCUAUCUAUCUAUCUAGCUGCCUCUCGAUCAUUUUAUAUACAGCUCAAACACACAAACACAUCUAUCUAUCUAUCUAUCUAUCUAUCUAUCUAUCUAUCUACUUGCAUUGGUCAGUUCAUAUACAAGUAACGAGUGUAACAUGA
Acanthosepion pharaonis is the source of this 714-nucleotide messenger RNA. NCBI's taxonomy places the organism in Eukaryota, Metazoa, Mollusca, Cephalopoda, Sepiida, Sepiidae. The record is from the annotation of a GenBank genome assembly.